Eruca vesicaria subsp. sativa (arugula) is the source of this 1471-nucleotide messenger RNA. The record is from the annotation of a GenBank genome assembly. Lineage: Eukaryota; Viridiplantae; Streptophyta; Magnoliopsida; Brassicales; Brassicaceae.
AUGAGUUCCACGGGAGCUAAGAACCGCACAAGCAAUGUUAAUGAUGGUGAACAUUUUGAUAUCGAAGUCCCUGACACUGCUCAUCAGAUUAGCAGCGAUUCAUGGUUUCAAGUGGCGUUUGUUUUGACAACUGGAAUAAACAACGCUUAUGUGUUGGGAUAUUCAGGAACAGUGAUGGUUCCUUUAGGUUGGGUUGGUGGUGUGGUUGGUCUUGUUCUUGCAAAUGCUAUAUCUCUUUAUGCAAACGCUCUUGUUGCCAAGCUUCAUGAGUUUGGUGGCAAGAGACAUAUUCGUUAUAGAGACCUCGCUGGAUUCAUUUACGGUAGAAAGGCUUACCGUCUUACAUGGGGAUUGCAAUAUGUUAAUCUUUUCAUGAUUAACUGUGGAUUCAUCAUACUAGCUGGUUCCGCUUUAAAAGCUGUUUAUGUUCUUUUUAGGGAUGAUCAUGCCAUGAAACUACCUCAUUUCAUAGCUAUCGCUGGUCUCUUUUGUGCGGUUUUCGCUAUUGGUGUUCCUCACUUAUCUGCUCUUGGGAUAUGGCUUGUAGUUUCAACCAUCUUCAGUCUCCUCUUCAUCAUUGUUGCAAUCGUGCUAGCAGUUAAAGAUGGAGUGAAAACACAUUCAAGAGACUACGAGAUACAAGGAACACCGUCAAGUAAACUCUUUACCAUCACAGCUGCAGCAGCAAAUCUUAUUUUUGUAUUCAACACAGGAAUGCUUCCAGAAAUUCAGGCCACAGUGAGGCAACCGGUUGUGAAGAACAUGAUGAAGGCUUUGUACUUUCAGUUCACGAUCGGUGUUUUACCGAUGUUGGCGGUUACAUUCAUCGGAUACUGGGCUUACGGUUCCUCAACCUCGACCUAUCUGCUAAACAGUGUUAGUGGUCCACUUUGGGUCAAAGCACUUGCUAACAUCUCUGCUUUCCUUCAAUCUGUUAUCUGUUUACACAUUUUUGCAAGUCCAACAUAUGAGUAUAUGGACACAAAGUUUGGAGUCACAGGAAACACAUUGGCGUUAAAGAACUUGACGUUUAGGAUCAUGGCUAGAGGAGGGUACCUCGCAAUCAGCACGCUUCUCUCAGCGCUAUUGCCGUUUCUUGGAGACUUCAUGAGCUUCACUGGUGCAGUGAGCACAAUCCCUCUCACAUUCAUUCUAGCCAAUCACAUGUACUACAAGGCUAACGACGAUAAGCUCAAUCAUUUGCAAAAGCUAUGGCAUUGGCUUAACGUUGUCUUCUUCAGUCUGAUGUCUGUUGCUGCCGCUGUUGCAGCUCUUAGACUCAUCUCUGUUGACUCCAAAAACUUCCACGUUUUUGCCGAUCUGUAAUUAUAUUUCUAUAUAUAGUCAUUGUAUUUUUAUUCAUAAGUAAAAAACCCAUUAUAGGGUAAAUAAAACUAUGAUGUAUACAAAUAAUUACUACUUUCAUGAUAUCACAUUAAAUGUUUUAAUAUUUGUUAUAAUAAAGUUUCAU